UCAAGAAGUGAAGAAAGAAAAGGUAUUUCAUACUUCCACUAUGGCGUCUAUAUGAUGCGAGAAAUAUGGGAAGUUUAGAUAGGCGAGAUUCUUCUCGUCGACCUCUCACCCCAACCACCGCAAACAGACGGGAUACAUCGGACCUCGGCCAGCCGUAUCACCGUAACUUCAGUGAGUCAGUCAGCAUGACCAGCAAUCGCGGACAGCAGCGGGAGACGAUGACCUCAGCACCAUGGGCUAUAAAAUCUACAGACGACUUCAGACUCCUCAGAGGGCACGCUGGUGAUUGCGCCGGCAAGAUGCUUAAAUUACAAUGGUCUUCACUACAGAUACUGCUGUGGCAGUCUUUCUACACCAGCAAAGUCGACUGCGGGAAUGCAAGACCAGUAGCUGCGGCGUCAUGUGCUGUCAACCUGCAGUACGUCCCUGAUAAUCAAACGCAAUCCUGGCACCUGCAAAGUGGGUUUCCCGUCAUCGACGACAACAGAACAAGAAAGUAUGCGCCGGAAAACCAAGGAUCAGCUACUGCGACAGAGGCGUGGCUGCUCUCCAAACUGCCCCUGGAAACGCUGCGGCUUUAGUAGGCUCGGCGGCACAAUCGAAGCAGGGAUGUCAUAUUGCUUCCUGUUCUACGUACAGGUUAGUAGAAAAUACUUCUACAAGUGUUUUAAACACGAUUG
Ixodes scapularis (black-legged tick) is the source of this 680-nucleotide messenger RNA. RefSeq lists its product as uncharacterized. NCBI's taxonomy places the organism in Eukaryota, Metazoa, Arthropoda, Arachnida, Ixodida, Ixodidae. The transcript is spliced from 3 exons. The record is from RefSeq and is a predicted model, not a curated record. Bases 66 to 581 code for a protein of 171 amino acids.